AUGGUGAAGUACACGCGACAGCACAGCGAGCUGAAACCCGAGGAGCUCCUGUCGGAGUCUGACGCGUCCAAGGAGGACCAGCAGCAGGGUUUCGGCGAGAUGUCCGACUCUUCUUCUUUCCGCGACGUUUUCUACUCCAAAUGUUCCGCAAUGGACCGAAUCGGCACUUUCAUGAGGAACGUGCAGGUGCUGCUGGACGCUGCCAGCUACAUUGAAAAGGUUGAGCGGAGCAGCGGGAAAUACGAGCACGGUUACGCUUCCACAUACCCUGCAUCGCAGAUUGCACUUCAGCAGAAACAGCGUAAAUUCAAGAACAAAAAACUGGACAAUAUUCACAACCGGUCGGCACACAACGAGCUGGAAAAGAACAGGCGAGCACAUCUCCGCCUGUGUUUGGAGAGGUUGAAGUCACUCAUCCCUCUGGGACCAAACUGCAGUCGGCACACCACACUAGGACUGCUCAACAAGGCCAAAGCACACAUCAAGAAACUUGAAGAGACGGACCGAAGGAGCCAGCACGCACUGGAGACUCUAGAGAGGGAGCAGAGGCACCUACAGAGGCAGCUAGCUCUGCUGCAGACUCAUGGAGAGUGGGAGAGGGUCCGCACAGACAGCAUGGGCUCCCGCAUGGAUUCUGAUCGAUCAGAGUCUGACAGAGAGGACAUCGAAGUCGAUGUGGAAAGCACCGAGUUCUCCCAUGGAGAAAUGGACAGUGUCAGCACCAGUGGUGCCAGCGACCUGGACGACCAGAGCAGCCGGCAGAGCUCGGCCAGCGACGAGGGCUACUCCACUUGCAGUCUAAAACUGGCCUUUUCUGCUUGAAGCACCAGCCAACAUUUCCACUUA
This is a messenger RNA of Nematolebias whitei (Rio pearlfish), 846 nucleotides long. RefSeq names its product max-interacting protein 1. Gene Ontology annotation, biological process: regulation of transcription by RNA polymerase II. The coding region runs from base 1 to 822 and encodes 273 amino acids. Gene Ontology annotation, molecular function: protein dimerization activity; DNA-binding transcription factor activity, RNA polymerase II-specific; RNA polymerase II cis-regulatory region sequence-specific DNA binding. The record is from RefSeq and is a predicted model, not a curated record. Lineage: Eukaryota; Metazoa; Chordata; Actinopteri; Cyprinodontiformes; Rivulidae. The transcript has 6 exons.